AAUCGCUCCCCCAGAUUCCUAGCUCAACUUCCAGAGCUGACGUCAGCGGGCAGCCUUGGCAGUUCUCGCCGCUCCGGACAUAACGCUGUAAAAAUGCUGCUCUCCGUACCGCCAAGGACAGGAAUCAACCCAUACAACGGCUAUAACAGCAGAAACAGCAAAAAGCAAGCCUAUGUGUCCUCCAGCCAGCAGAUGGCACCCCCCAGUCCCAACACCAACAGUAGCAGUAACAGCAGCAGUGGGGGAGGCGAGCAGCUGAGCAAAACGAACCUGUACAUCCGUGGUCUCCACCCGGGUACCACAGACCAGGACCUGGUCAAGCUCUGCCAGCCGUACGGGAAGAUCGUUUCCACUAAGGCCAUCCUGGACAAGACCACCAACAAGUGCAAAGGUUAUGGCUUUGUUGAUUUCGACAGUCCAGCUGCCGCGCAGAAGGCGGUGACCGCCCUGAAGGCCAGCGGCGUCCAGGCACAGAUGGCCAAGCAACAAGAGCAGGACCCGACCAAUCUGUACAUCUCUAACCUGCCGCUCUCCAUGGACGAGCAGGAGCUGGAGGCCAUGUUGAAGUCCUUCGGCCAGGUCAUCUCCACCCGCAUUCUCCGUGAUGCCAACGGGACCAGCCGCGGCGUGGGCUUCGCCAGGAUGGAGUCGACCGAGAAGUGUGAAGCCAUCAUUCAGCAUUUUAAUGGCAAAUACAUCAAAACUCCCCCUGGUGUCCCAGUGCCCACGGAACCCUUGUUGUGUAAAUUUGCGGAUGGGGGACAGAAAAAGCGACAGAACCAGGGGAAGUACCUACAGAAUGGGCGGCCCUGGACCAGGGACGGGGAGACGGGAGGAAUGACGUUAACGUACGACCCCACAGCCUUACAGAACGGAUUCUAUUCGUCCCCCUACAGCAUCGCCCCAAAUCGAAUGAUUGCUCAGACGUCCAUUUCCCCAUAUAUGCAUUCUCCUGUCUCCUCCUACCAGGUACACAGUCCAUCCUGGAUGCAUCACCAGUCGUACCUCAUGCAACCAGCGGGGACCGUCCUGACCCCCACGUUGGACCACGCCAUGUCCAUCCAGCCCACCUCCAUGAUGGGCCCCCUCACGCAGCAGCUCAGCCACCUCUCCAUGGGCAGCACCGGCACGUAUAUGCCCGCAAACACAGCUAUGCAAGGGACGUACAUCCCACAGUACACCACGGUGCCUCCUUCCAGCGUCUCAGUAGAGGACAACAGUGGUCAGCAGCAACAGGUUGCUAUAGAAACACCCUCAGAACACACGAACUACUCCUACCAGCAUAGCAAGUGAAGCAGAGAAGAGUUUCUACUUCUUCCCUUCAUCAGCUCUUCAAGGAGGUACAUUCUGGAGUGGGGUCAGGAGAUUCCCGCUCAGAGCCUGACAGUGGCUUUGGUCCCUAUGUACCAGGACACUAUGCACCAGGACUUUUACACAGAAGACAAAAAAAGGAAACUCAUUUCUUUCCGAGAGGACAAACACUUAUUUCGUCAGGCUUUUUUUUUUUUUUUCUUUUUUUUUUUUCUUCGGGAGACAAGCAACCAAAGGUGGGGGAUGUCCACGAAGGAGAACCAACUUCUUUGUAUUUUGCUAACAGAAAAUCAAAGAAACAAAACAUUGAAAACAGGAUAACAAAUAGAGAAAGGGGGAAAUAACGAAAGCGUUACUUUUGUGCACGCAGUAUAGCGAGUUUUUUUUAUUUUAUUUUAUUUUUUUAACAUUCUGGAGUUGCAGAACGAGACAAGGAAAGAAAGUUACAACACGACGUGUCUUUUUUUAAGGUUUCUUUUUGUAAAAUAUUCAGACUUUUAUUUUUUAGUUUGUGUCUGUUUUUUGACAUUUUAUUAGCUGCAGUAGGACAAUUUUUGUACAGAUUCUAAAACUCGAACAAUGCAUUUUUGUCCAGUUUUGCAAUGUAGGUUUGAUAUCAUUAUUGUACUUCUAAAAAUGAAACAUUUAAACACAAACCGCUUAAAGCUACUACUUCCAGUCCGUUCCAAAUUGAAAAACAUAGCUGAACAGCUUCCAUUAAGUUGAGAGGCAGAGCAUCUGGAGAGCAGAAAUAAUUGAAAAUGCAUGGAGUUACGCUAGAUGGUUAGGAUUAUUUAAAAUAGUCUUUUAAAUCACCGACCAUGUAACGGAUUCCCUCAUAUACAAUACCAAGAGUAUUUUUAUUAAGAGCAAAAGACAAUCAUGACUAUUUUUCUAUUUAUAUUUUGGUCAUAGUUCUAUUUUUUUAGAGUGUAAAAGGAGAAACACAAACGUAUCAUGUAUAGUUUAUUUAAUUAGCCUAUUUAACAAAGUAUGUAAAUACUUAACAUAGACAGAGGUUAGACAGCUUUCUAUCUGGAUAAGGGUCGAUGCUUAUUUGAGAUUUUAGAUGUUCUAUUCACAAACAGGUAUCCAGUUAUCAUGAAAAUAGGUAAAUUCUACUCUAACUCUGAAGCCAACAUGUGAGGAGAUUUUCAUUGGGUUAUUUCUAUAAAUAAGAAUCUGUUUCAAUUUUUUGAGUACCUUCUUGUCAUAAAACUAAAGUCCAUAAUGUAGAAGAUUUGUUGUUCCCUUUAGGGAAAAACAUCUUAAAUAUUUUGUUCUAAUGUAUUUUGAAGUUUAAAGAAAUCAGAAAUCAUGCCCCCCAUAAAAUUACUAAUGUUUUUAUUUUAUUUAUAAGAAAACACUUCCUAUGAAUCCUAUGAAUUUCAUGCUAUAGCAAGAAAGAAAAUAAUGAGAUAUCUGCAGUAGCAAACAGGAAGGACUGAUGCUCAUGCAACAUAAAUCAUUCAGAUUAUAAUGACAUUAAACUGUGUCAAUUCAGUCAUAACUGUUACCAAAUUAUGUUGUCCAUCAGAAAUGUGAGGACUAUGUGGCAUGAGCAGAAUUAAAUAUUAUCCAAAAGUUAUAUAAUUUCCCUCUAUCAAAGCCCCUAUAUAUGAUGUAGUUAUAUAUUAGUAGCCUAAGCAAUACUCAUCUCUUAGACAGCCUGUGGCAGUGCAAUCAAUACUCUCAUAUUUGUGUGUUGUAAGACGCAUCGACAAGCUACCCUUUGAGAAAGGGAUACCGGCUGUCAACACAAUAUGAGAGUUUAUCACGUGCAGAAGUUAAACAAUUUAAAAGCAUAUAAUGCUGUAUAGAGCCUAACAAUCUGACCAUACUCAGAAAAUGAACUUUCCGGAAUACCCUCAAGAACGGCAUUUAAAUCACUUAUUCGAAUUUAAAACAGGAAGUCAUUGCUCAUUAUUGCGAUCAUUUAAUUGUUGCCGUAAAGUCAUAUAUAUAUUUGUUUUGUAUAAACACACUGUGCAUUUUUUGUGGAGUGUUCUGUGGUGUUGAAUCGUUCUCCAACACACUUGUGUUAACUAAGCAUACGAAUAUCUCUGCUCUUAUAACAGUGAACGGUGCUACCGUAGCUCCGCACUGACAGCCUCCCCAGAAUACACGCCGGCCUGCUCUGCGGGCAGGUGCCAGUAUUGCAGAGCACCGCGCCGAAGAAGUGGUUUUAAGCGGUUUCGUUCUCGUAGUUGCUGAGAAGACUGUUGGGCAAUCUCGCUUUUUUUUUGCGUGGACGUACAGGUCCAGUAAAUAGUAAGUAAUAGUAAGUAAACGUGUACAAAAACACUACAGAGUUGCAUAAGAAACGAUUUUUAAAACAUGUCAAAUUACGGGAAUUUUUUUUUUUUAAUUGAGCGCCAUGUUUUGUGUCCGAUAAUGUUUUGUUGUAGAUGGCGGGAGUAGCUGUGGGUGGUUUUAGAUUUUUGCUUUCACGAUGCUGCUGUUACUUUGUUUUACUCCUUUCUUUCAGGUUUUAAAAAGUUGUUUCUCUUGUGGGGCUUUUAAUUCACUUGAAAACUUUUUUUAGAUUUAUUGUCAUUUUUGUUGAAAAAAAUGUUUUUUUUAAAAAGAAAUUUCUUUAGAUAAUGUAGAUCUUUAAUAGGGAAAUAACUUUUUUAGGAGUGUAGCUUUUAGCUUUUUUUAAAAGAUUCAUAGGAUUUUGAAAUUAUGCUUUAGUCUGUUUGUACACGGUUUGUACACGGUCCAUGCAAACCACAAAUUUAUUUAAACUUUUCUUUCCCAUGUUUCUGAUACUGUGCAUCUUUUUCGUUUAAGUGUUCUUUCUCUUUCUCUCAUAUCCAAAAAGGGCUUUGCUGCAUUCUUGGGGGGAUAAUUUGCAAUGAAAACUUAUCUUUCUUGUCAGCUUUGGGCCAAAAGUAAAACAGCAGUCAAUCAUAUUAAAGUUACCAUAGAAUAUUUCAGAUUCUAAACUGGCAUGGCGCUGCUUUAUGGAAAAUGUUAGUCGCCUGUCUUACAAAUUUAAGAUUACAAUCUCCAAGCAGAUGUUACAAUUACAAAAAACUGAGGGAGAAGCAUUUGGUUUAUAAUUACAAGUCAGUCACCAUUACCUUACAAAUGCUUGAUCCAUCCAACCAGACGUUUUCCAUGCCUUUUCUUUCAUCAAACUUCUCAACAUUUUUAAAGGUAUGCUAUGCAGGAUUUUUAGCCUUGCUGUGGUCCUGUGCUUGCAAUCACUGAAGUCUCCUCCUCUGCCCUCAACCCCGCCCACACACCGCCAUUGAGGGCACUAUGGUUGGGGACACCCUUGAGCUCAGCAAGCAUAGCUAGCUGGAUAGCUAGAGGAAACGUUACUUACAAGGACUCCCACCCCACAGGUUCUGCAGCCACACCCACCCCUCCCCACACAGAAAAGAGUGUCACGCCCAGACACGCCAACUCAUCUAAAUGCAGGGGACAUUCAAUGUGUGCAUAGACAGGUUGCCCGUGCAUCAUAGAUAUGGCUGUGCAUGGUUAUUUUAUUAUAUAUUCAAGGUCAAAAUCCUGCAUAGUAUGCCUUUAGGACAAAAGCAUAGGUAACAGUAUAACACUGCAGAGUAUUGAGUGCUUUCGGUACGACCCAAGACUCAGCAUUUUGCCGUCCUUAAAAUAGCCUAAUCUAAAAAACAACUUUCAGGAUACCAAAAAAUAUGAGAUUUAAUGAUACUCCAAUGGUGACAUUUACCAUAUAUUCUUUGUGUUGUCCGAAAGUGAUAUUUUCCAAAAGAAAAUAUAGGCUAUGUAUACAACAUGCAUUGAAGGCAUACUUGUGAACAGUUGUACUCAACUGAAAAAUAUGAAUGAAAGCAUACAAAUCGAACAUGCCUCUAAGGCUGGAUAAGUUCAUUAUCUAACUAUAGGAACAGUUUUUAGCCAUAAACAACCCCACAGGACACAGUUUCAUGUUAAAAAGAAUAUGUAUCCACCCAAACAUUUUGCAUACAGUACAUGAAACAUACCUAUUACACAUAGGUCCCACAUAAUCUGAUGAAAAAUGAGCAUGUCCACAAUCAAUUCUAGUCAACAUACAGACAUACAGAUUUUUUUUGUUUGUCAUCAAUACUUAUCAGAGAUGGAUCUGUCCUCUACCUGAGAAUGCCUGGAUGCAUUUUCUCCCAGGUGCAUUACUGUAGGUAUAAAUGCAGUUAGUUAGUCAUACACCCAGUCAAAGAACAAGACCGCACUCAAGAGCCAUUGAUAACUUCUAAGUUCUGAAAUACGGCAACAUUUUCCUUUGACCGAAUCGCACGUUCUUGAUAUUCUUGUAGCCUUCCUGUGCAUAAAAUGUCAUUGAUAUUGAUUCACUUUUUGAAGCAGUCAGAUUUCUGGUGCCUAAAAGCUUUCUGGAUGGUUAAACAUCCUGGACACGUGGCAGAGCUUUAAAAAUGCCUUGAAACCCAUCUGGCUGAUGUAUUCUUGUGAAACAGAAUGUGCAGCAGCAUACUGUAUGCACAAUAAAUACAGCAGGGUGGUUAUGAGAAAUCAGUCUGUGUCAUGACGGAACCACUGCGAAAUGCACUAAACUUGGAAAGUCAGUUUUUUCCUCUUAGUAAAUAAAUAGACCUCUUGAUUUUAUUAAAUUUCUCUUUUCUUUUGUAAUUCAACUUCAAAUACAGUGUCUGUGCAGAAAGGGCUAUUCAAUUAGAAAUGCAUUUUUCUAAAAAAAAAAGUAAUGCAAGUUUUGUUUCCCUAAAGUAAGAUGUUUUUGUAGAGAAAUGUCAGGGAUAGUAUAUAUAUAUAUCCCUGAAUUAAUGAAUGUACAUUAUAGCUUGGUAAACUGAGAUAAGGUUUCUUUUUGAACCUUUAGGGUUGGUUUCAAAAUCAUUGCUACUCUGGGGGAACCUUUAAGAUUCAUUAACCGUUUUGUGGGGUUCAAUUAGGAGCUGCUUUAAAAGGUUAACAAUUGAAAGGAAAUGUAAAACUAAAUCCAAACAUACACAAUUCAGACGUAAUCCCAGGCAUUAAAUGCCUGUGGGAUUGUACAAUUUGAACACUGGGAGUAAAAUGUAUCAUCAUUAAAAGGGCACCCAAAGUUGUUCUGUCCAAAUUAAGUUAAAUAUUUCCCCUACAUAUGAUUGUUUGCAAUCUUUACUCUAUGGACUAUAUGGCUAACGAUUGUUAAAAAAAACAUGCUGCCCUGGUCAAUUAUGUCUAUGUUUUUAUAUAAUUCAAAAUAACUCUGGAGAGAAGAUAUACUUCUCUCUCACUGUUUUUACUGCUUGUGCUCACUCUUUUUCUCUUUCUCUGUCUCUCUCGCUCUCUCUCUCUCUCUCAAAAGUGUUGUUUAUGUACCUUACCAAAGACAACAAAGCCAUCCAUGUAACAUUAAGCAAGCUGUCUGUCUGUCCAAGUACAUCUUUAGGGGAUAAAAAAGCUGAAAUCUCAUAUGGUGAACAUUUUUGCCCUUUUUUUUUUUUUUUUACAUUUUCUGUUUGGUCGGCAAUAUCUUCCAUAGGGAAUUUGUGGCUGCUGUUUCCCACAAGCCCUUGCAAAUUCCAAAACCCUUUUAGAAGAAAAUCCUCAACAGGGCUUUUACGGGGCAUGUAAGAGAUAAAUGAAACAGAUAACAUAUGGCUAGAUGCAAUUUGUCACAACUCAUCUGAAGUAGAAUCAUGAUAUUGCCAAGUAAGCUGGGAAAUUUAUAUGUGAGGAUGGAGGCAGUUAUGAGAUUUCAGGCUUUUCCUGUAACUCUUUCUGUGUACAUAGUGAGACUCUCAGCUUUUCUUUUUUUAUUGAAACAUUGUUAGGACCAUCCUUCCAUUUUAUGCCUUUUUUUUCCUUGUUUUACUGUUGAUUGUUUGUUCUGUGAUUUUUUUAAAUGUUCAGAUACAACUAUUGCCGUCACAGGUUUAUCACAGGUUUAUGCACCUCAUGAAGGAGCGAAAAGCGAAACUGAUAAAUUGUGUCUCAGCCACUAUGUAUGGAAACAUAACAUGGCUUUGAAACUAUGAAAUGACCAAGUCGUUACGUCGCAGUGUUUCCCUUGAAAGCGUGUCUUGUCAAAUGCCGAUCUAAAUUUGGGUCAAAGUCUGGGGGAAAUUGGCUCGAACUUCAAGGCGGGUUGAUUUACGCAGAGUUGCAUGUAGCUAGUCCAGAUCUGUCUCUAAAAAUUGUGAAAACUGUAGGAACUGUAAAGCAGCUACCCAAAGCAAAGGCAUAUUUAUUUGUCAGUCAUGCUGCCAUCAUUGUAGGAGAAUCAUUUUACCUCAAUCUUGAACCUCGUAGUAGUCCAUAAAUGGGUUUGCAGAUGAGCCGAGUCAGCCAAAAAAUAACUAGGUCGAAGGCUGUAAUGUGAGAUAGCCAGAGUUGGCAUAGAAGUUCAGCUAGCUAGUCAAACUAUCUCGGUAGAUCCCACUUUGAAUAGGCUCUUGCAAAAAGUCAUGGUUUUUAAAUGUCAAAUUCACAAGCGUGGCUAGCCUCAUGUAGCUUAAAUGGUUUAUUUCAUAGUUUCAAAAGGUUUUGCUGCUAACAGGAGAUGUGAAAGCAGUUUGUGAGUGGUGAGCCAUGCUGGUUGUUCAAAACUGCAGACGUCAAUCCAUUUUACGAAACCUGGAGGAUUCAUUGCUUGCCGAUGCACUGCAAGGCACUACCAUUUAGCCAUGUACUUACACAUUCAAUGGCGACAAAGGGCUCAGCUAUUUUACCUUACCUGUUUUAUGAUUUUUAAGUCCAGUGAGCUUGUCCCUCUUCAAAACUGGGAACAGAUCAUAUUUUUUAUGCAAAAAACUUGUUUUAGUUAAGAAUAACCGCAUGUUUGACCCCAUAUGGCCUCCCUUUACACAACUAUAAAUAAUCAUUGUAAGGGUUGUAUACACAGGAAAUGAGCAUUUCUUUCCUUAAAACAUAUUGGUUAAACAGUAUUUUCUUCCCAUAUUUUAAAUGCCCUUUUAAUAAAGCAAACUGACAGUAUGUUGAUUUAUUUCAUAUACUUGGGUAAAUGGAAAUAAACUUUUAAAAACUUUAAUAUUUAACCAGGAAAGUCCAUUUUUCGAGGUAGACCUGGCCAAGAUGGCACACAUUACGAAGUUACAAGAGUUGGUAAAAAGCAUAUUAAAAUAUUGGGAAUAUAGGGAAAUAAAGCCGACAUACAAUACAAUAAUUGAUCUAGCUCAGGAGAAGCCAGUACAUUCUUCAGUUACACAGUCAUUGAUCAUGACUUUGAAUUUACCUAUUAAACUGGCUUGUUGCCUGUCCAUUCGGUAGCUUGGUGUAUUUUCAAUGCUUUGCAUAUUUUUAUUUAAAAUUCACCAUACAUGAUGUCUUAAAUAAUUAAUGAAAUAUUAAAAGCUGAGUUUUUAAGUUAAAUAAUUUCAGGUAUCUUUUAACUGUUAACAACACAAUCAGGCCCUGGCAGGAAAUAUGUCUUGAUACAAAUACGCAAUAUAAAUGAGAAAUUACAGUGGUACUAGCACAUACCUGUGUGCUAGAAGUGGGAUACUGCUAGUAGACUAAAGCAAGCCUUACUGACCCUAACCUUGUGUAAAUUUUUACGCAUGCAUCCAAAUAUGAAAUCUUUAAUAAUAUCCAAGCAAAAACAAACUGUGUUGCCCAGGAAACAUACACAUGCAGAGAUGCUGACAUUGUAUGUGAUUGAAGUGCCACUCUUUUAAAAUAAAAACAGGUUUUUUCUCUCUUAAAUGACAAAUUAUAUUUUUGUCAAGGUCACAGGGCCUGUACGCAAGUAUGGGUUGAGAUCAGAAUCAUGCCCUUUGUAGCCUACUGCUAGUCCUAAAUGUACGUCAGUUGCCCAUUGGCAAAUUAUCCAGGUUCCAGUCAUCUUUUUUGAUUACAAAUAUGCAACUGGCUCCUCACUCACAAAACAUUGGCUUUUAAACAUUUUCCUCAAUCAUACAAUAACUCAUCUGUAUAAUAUAUGAACAGAGAAAUGUUUUGGUAUUUAGCUAGCUAGCUUGCUAGCUAUUUUUGUCUUCCUGUGCCAUAGAGUUGCUGGUUUCUUUGUUACUCUUGUUUUUUUUAUUCAUGGAAGAAAAAAAAUCACAGCCUUUUGAAUUGUUUUUGUUUCUUCUUUGGAUUUACUCUUUGAAUUUGACAUGUCCAGUUUUCUUUUUUAAUUAAAAAAGUUCUUGUUUUUC
This is a messenger RNA of Anguilla rostrata (American eel), 9419 nucleotides long. Its product is annotated as RNA-binding motif, single-stranded-interacting protein 2-like. The coding region runs from base 94 to 1293 and encodes 399 amino acids. The record is from RefSeq and is a predicted model, not a curated record. The transcript is spliced from 14 exons. NCBI's taxonomy places the organism in Eukaryota, Metazoa, Chordata, Actinopteri, Anguilliformes, Anguillidae. Gene Ontology annotation, molecular function: mRNA binding. Gene Ontology annotation, cellular component: nucleus; ribonucleoprotein complex; cytoplasm.